UUCUUGGGCUUUAGAGAAACCCUUGGUAUUUCGAAGUAAACCCAGAAAAAAGUGAGCAAAUUUGUGAGAAAGAUUGCAUCUUUAAUUGUAACUGUAUUGUAUAGAGAGAAAUUAGAGAGAGAAAGUAUGGCGAAAAGGGAGUUAUCAAAUACUUUGAAGAACUUGAAGUUUAUGCAAAGGGCAGCUCAGAAAGAGGAGAAACCUAAGAAGGAAGAAGAAGAAACCAAGCCAGAUGGGAAUUAUUUUUCCCCUAGUAAUGUUAAUAAAAAAUGUGUGGUUAUCAUGGAAGGAGAUCCUCAUCCUGGGACUGUAAGAGGUCGGAUGUCAUUUCAGAAUUUCAAUCCUUCUAUUGAUAAACUGAAUGACGAUGAGGCUGUUAAUGGUCAUGAAGCAGAAGCGUCAACAUCUUCUGUUUUUCAGACUGGAAGAAAUAUUGGCAGGGAAAAUGGGGCAUCAGAGCAUAUUGAUAUGAAUGUGGGCAACAAUAAUGCUGAUGCAGAACUUAAAAGAAAACAGUCUGAGGUAUUCUCUCCGAAAGGCAAUCCCAAGAAGUUACAGAAAGAUGGUCAAGGUAAUAAGCAGCCUUCCCCAAGCGACAACAGUUCUCGCAAGCAAUCGAAGCGUGAUAAACUGGACUACAACGUGUUAGUGCCACCAAAAUCCCGAAGCAAGAAAAGGGGAGGUUAGUCAGCUGUGUUGAUGGAUUGCAUGUAGGAUGCUGUCACAUUGCCUUUUCCGACUUUAGAAAAGAUUGUUAUCCAGCAACUUACCUUGUAUUCAAUUUUGUUUUGAGAAAUCUAUAUCUUGGACUACAGAAACAUUAGCACUAAAGAGUGCAAAGAGCUGCCCAACUAAAACCUCUGUUUUUACCUUCAACUGUGGUGCAAUUUCUACCCAUUUGAGAGCAUUGUUGGGCUCAUUUGGGUCAAAGCUGCAGGGUGUCUUUGUAUGGGCACUUGCCCCUUGUUCCAUGGAAUUUUUGGUCCUUAAGGUGCCUUCACAAAGCCCACUCUCAUGGCUAAGAGGCAUGGUUGGGCUAAAGGUCAAGACAUCAUAGCCGUCCUCAACCUAUGCCUUAUUAGCGCGUUAUAUGGGCCCAAACUUAGGAGACGAACAUUUGAGCCUAAGAAAGGUCAAUAAUUGUAAUUGAUAGAGGAUGAUUGUUGAAAGCUUUAGAGACUAUGGCUA
Molecule: messenger RNA, 1188 nt
Organism: Beta vulgaris subsp. vulgaris (sugar beet)
Lineage: Eukaryota; Viridiplantae; Streptophyta; Magnoliopsida; Caryophyllales; Amaranthaceae
Exons: 5
Coding region: 127-687 (186 amino acids)
Biological process (GO): maturation of 5.8S rRNA
Source: RefSeq, a predicted model, not a curated record